UGUACAGUAGGAGAGCAGUGACACAUCCAGCAGGCUGCUCCCCUGCAGUGUGGGGAUAGGCUGUGUGUGAACUGGCCCCUCCAGCAGUGGCUGUGUCUUCAGGACACACACUCACCUCCGUACAGUGUGCUGAGGAUUGGUACCGGACCGCAGGGUGAUACCAGGCUGGGCACCCCCCCCCCCCCAUCCCCGGGCUCAGCUCUGGAUCAGCACAUGGGAGGAUUGUUCUGCCUGAGUAACACUGACCGGGAGAUGAAGCGCCGCGGGAGCGGGGAGUGCAGCGCCGUCCCCGGGGAGUGCAGUGCGGAGACAGCGGCUCCAGUGUAGUGAUCUCCCGAGGUGACAGCUCCAGCUGACUACAAAAAGACGGGUAACAAUCAAUGUGACUCCCAAUACUGAUCAAUACCCCCAAUGGGAUCAGAAUCCUGAAUGCAGAAUCUCACCAGUAUUGCAAUAGAGCUUGGCUUUCGGGAAAGGCAGAUGUAAGGGCAGAUAAUCAUGUUGGGACGGCUGUGGUCACCGGUGAUCCUCUUCUAUAUUAUACUUGGUCAGGGGUGGACAGCGGAGGUGAAUCAGACAACAUCAUCAUACUCCACCUUACCAAAUACUACAGAACCCCCUUUGCCCGACACUUCCUCGCUCCUGACCUCUGUGCUGGUGCCUUUGCUUGUUUGCUUCUUGCUUAUUCUUCUGGCCGGCUACCUUCUAAGGUCCAGAAAGAGUCGUAAAGCGGACGUGAACUCCGGUGAUAAGAAGAUCCCGAAUGGAAUCCUGGAAGAACAAGAGCAGCAAAGGGUGAUGUUACUGAGCAGCUCACCCACUGUGGUCAAGAAAUACUUCCCGAUUCCAGUGGAACAUUUAGAAGAAGAGGUCCGGAUACGGUCGGCAGACGAUGGGAAGCUCUUCCGAGAAGAGUACAAUUCAUUGCAAUCGGGGAAUUUCCAAGGAACAUUUGAAGUGGCCAACAGGGAAGAGAACAAGGAAAAGAACAGAUAUCCUAAUAUCCUGCCCUAUGACCACUCCAGAGUUUUGCUGACAGCAGUGGAUGGAUCCGUAUGUUCAGACUACAUUAACGCCUCAUACAUAGAUGGCUAUAAAGAGAAGAAUAAGUUCAUAGCAGCUCAAGGCCCCAAGCAGGAGACACUGAAUGACUUUUGGAGAAUGAUCUGGGAGCAGAAGUCGGCCACCAUAGUCAUGCUGACCAACCUGAAGGAAAGGAAAGAGGACAAAUGUAACCAGUAUUGGCCCGAUCAAGGCUGCUGGAUUUAUGGGAAUAUCAGAGUGUCUGUAGAGGACGUCAUUGUCCUGGUGGACUACACCAUUCGGAAGUUCUGCAUACAACCUGUUCAUGAUGGCUGCAAGGCCCCCAGGCUGAUAACACAGUUACAUUUCACCAGCUGGCCAGACUUCGGAGUGCCCUUCACACCCAUUGGUAUGCUGAAAUUCCUCAAGAAAGUCAAAUAUCUCAAUCCAGCACAUGCCGGACCCAUUGUUGUUCACUGCAGCGCCGGUGUUGGACGGACGGGCACGUUCAUUGUUAUAGACGCUAUUAUAGACAUGAUGAACGAAGAAAAGAAGGUUGACGUUUUCGAUUUUGUUAUGAAAAUCCGCGGUCAACGGCCCCAAAUGGUUCAAACCGAUAUGCAGUAUUCAUUCAUCUACCAAGCCUUACUAGAAUACUACCUCUAUGGUGACACAGAACUGGACGUGGCCUCCUUAGAAAAACACCUCCAGACGUUGUACAGUCCGGCACCGCACUACGAGAAAGUCGGCCUGGAACAAGAGUUUAAGAAACUAACAAACGUCCGAAUAAUGAAAGAGAACAUGAGGACGGGGAACCUGCCGGCCAACAUGAAAAAAGCCAGAGUCAUCCAGAUUAUCCCGUAUGACUUUAACCGUGUGAUCCUGUCCAUGAAGAGAGGGGAAGAAUACACGGACUAUAUCAACGCUUCCUUUAUUGAUGGCUAUCGACAGAAAGACUAUUUUAUUGCCACCCAAGGUCCACUGCCGCACACGGUGGAGGAUUUCUGGAGGAUGGUGUGGGAGUGGAAGUGUCACACGCUUGUGAUCCUUACAGAACUGCAGGAAAGGGAGCAGGAGAAAUGCUGCCAGUACUGGCCAUCGGAGGGCGCUGUGACCUAUGGAGAAAUAAGUAUAGAGAAUAAAGGCGACCGCUUACUAGACGCAAUCAGUGUCAGAGACUUUCUAGUGACCAGCAGCCAGGAAAAGCAGGCACGACUGGUCCGACAGUUCCACUUCCAUGGCUGGCCUGAGAUAGGAAUCCCUGCAGAAGGGAAGGGUAUGAUCGAUCUCAUUGCAGCCGUCCAGAAACAGCAGCAACAGACGGGCAACCACCCUAUUAUUGUACACUGCAGUGCCGGUGCUGGCAGAACGGGGACGUUUAUUGCCCUCAGCAAUAUCCUGGAGCGGGUGAAGGCAGAAGGGCUACUCGACGUUUUUCAGACUGUGAAAAGUUUACGAAUGCAGCGGCCGCACAUGGUGCAAACACUGGAACAGUAUGAAUUCUGCUACAAGGUGGUACAAGACUUUAUUGACAUAUUUUCCGAUUACGCCAAUUUCAAGUGAAGGACUUGAGGCCGGUUUAUACAUAGAACUAAUUCCUUGUGGUUUAAUUGAUCUCGUUUCUGGUCCUCUGCUUUUGUAUUCCUCUCUGCCACCAAAUAACAAAAUGCUCUAUGCUUCUAGUCUUACAUCCGGUAUGGUAUGACAUACAGAUUCCAAUACAGAAAACCUUCCUGGUGUGAAGGAAAUAGCGGACAGAUGUAAAGUAAUGUAUAUAUUUAUUUAUUUACAAUAUGGCAUGUAUAUUACCAUACCAAGCUUUUUCUUAUACGUCAGGUUUUUUUUUUUCGAUUUUUUUGUUUUUUAAACAGCAUAAAUAAGAAAAUGUGAUUGGGUAGUGGGGCCUUAUUCUCUGUACAGUGUCUAAGUUUCAUGCUGCAGUUUAAAGGGGUACUCCGGUGAAAACCUUUUUUCUUUCAAAUCAACGGGUGG
Molecule: messenger RNA, 3015 nt
Organism: Hyla sarda
Lineage: Eukaryota; Metazoa; Chordata; Amphibia; Anura; Hylidae
Gene: PTPRE
Product: protein tyrosine phosphatase receptor type E
Exons: 21
Coding region: 499-2586 (695 amino acids)
Biological process (GO): protein dephosphorylation
Molecular function (GO): protein tyrosine phosphatase activity
Source: RefSeq, a predicted model, not a curated record